Molecule: messenger RNA, 556 nt
Organism: Leptidea sinapis
Lineage: Eukaryota; Metazoa; Arthropoda; Insecta; Lepidoptera; Pieridae
Product: reactive oxygen species modulator 1
Exons: 2
Coding region: 121-360 (79 amino acids)
Biological process (GO): protein import into mitochondrial matrix; protein insertion into mitochondrial inner membrane
Cellular component (GO): TIM23 mitochondrial import inner membrane translocase complex
Source: RefSeq, a predicted model, not a curated record
AAAAUAUAAAAAAGACAUUAGUGACAACCCUGUAAACUGUUAAAUAAAGUAACUAAAAAGAAUAAAGAUAUUUAUGCAGAAUAUUUUUAAAUUAUCAAACUUAAAGAAUUAAAAAACAUUAUGCCCGUUCCUGGUGGAGUUUACCAAACUCAAGGACCAUCAUGUUUCGAUAAAAUGAAAAUGGGGUUUAUGAUAGGAUUUUGUGUUGGAAUGGCUAGUGGUGGUUUAUUCGGCGGUUUUACAGCUUUAAGAUAUGGCGCUCGAGGACGUGAGCUGGUUCAUUCUGUCGGGAAAGUUAUGCUUCAAGGUGGUGGAACAUUUGGUACAUUUAUGGCGAUUGGAACAGGAAUUCGUUGUUGAUAAGCGUUAUUAAAACUGUACAUAAAGUAAUUAUUCUAUAAUUAUAUCUACCAAAAAAAAACAUCGUUUGAUAGUUGUAAAUUUUAAUGUGGUUGAAAAAUGCAUACUAGUUUUAUUUGAUGUUUUUUUUUUAUUUUAAGGUAUACUUAAUAAUAUUAUAAUUAGUAAUAGAACAAUAAAUUUACUAUCAAAAGAA